AUGGUGCAAAAAUGGGUUAAGCUGAAAAAAGAAAGCAUCCACGACAUUCUUUAUAGUGAUCAGGCUAAUGAAGUGUCUAAAGUUUUACCUCCACUUGCAACGAUAACUCACCUGGGUGUGAGGGAGAUAUACAGAGACUUUUUACAAUAUGCCAACACAUUUGCAAGUAAAGUGCUGAAGUUGCAACAAAGUCUUAACCAGCUUCAAAUAUCUGAUAGUAAAGCUAUCAUAUGGGUUGGCGAACCAAGCAAAGAAGAAGUGGAGGAAGAGGAAUGUGGAGAUAAAAAUGAAGUUGAAGAAGAUGAUGAAGAUGGAGACAACAACAAAGAUGAAGCUGAAGAUGCAUAUGAAGCUGGGGAUGAAGAUGAGGAUGACGAUGGACAUGAAACUGCAGCUAGAGCUGGAUCUAAAGAAGAUGAAGAUGAAGGCUCCGAUAGUAAGGAAGAAAGUGAUGAAAGACAAGAUGCUAAGAAGAGGAGGAGAACAGAUGAAAGCCCAAUGAUUUGA
Molecule: messenger RNA, 507 nt
Organism: Prosopis cineraria
Lineage: Eukaryota; Viridiplantae; Streptophyta; Magnoliopsida; Fabales; Fabaceae
Exons: 2
Coding region: 1-507 (168 amino acids)
Source: RefSeq, a predicted model, not a curated record